AUGAAGGCCAACCACAGCACGGAGGAGCGCUUCCUCCUGCUGGGUUUCUCCGACUGGCCCGCGCUGCAGCCCGCCCUCUUCGCCCUCGUCCUGCUCUGCUACCUCCUGACCCUGGCGGGCAACUCGACCCUCGUGCUCCUGGCCGUGCGCGACCCGCGCCUGCACACACCCAUGUACUACCUCCUGUGCCACCUGGCGCUGGUGGACGCGGGCUUCACCACGAGCGUGGCGCCCGCGCUGCUGGCCAGCCUGUGCGGCGCGGAGCUGUGGCUGCCCCGCGCGGGCUGCCUGGCCCAGCUGUGCACGUCGCUGGCGCUGGGCUCCGUCGAGUGCCUGCUGCUGGCGGUGAUGGCGCUGGACCGCGCGGCCGCCGUCGUGCACCCGCUGCGCCACGCCGAGCUCGCCUCCCCGCGCCGGUGCCGCGCGCUGGCCUGCGCCUCCUGGCUGGGCGGCCUGGCCAACUCCGCCGCGCAGAGCGCGCUCCUGGCCGCACGGCCGCUGUGCGCACCCCACCUGCUGGACCACUUCAUCUGCGAGCUCCCCGCGCUGCUGCAGCUGGCCUGUGGUGGCGGCCGCGACGCCACCGAGCGCCGGAUGUUCGCUGCGCGCGUAGUCAUCCUGCUGCUGCCGUCCGCCGUCAUCCUGGCCUCGUAUGGCGCCGUGGCCCGCGCCAUCUGCGGCAUGCGGUCCCGGGGCGGCCGCAGGAAAGCGCUGGGCACGUGCGGGUCCCACUUGACCGCCGUCUGCCUCUUCUAUGGCUCGGCCAUCUACACCUACCUACAGCCCACGCGCCACUACGACCAGGGGCGGGGCAAGUUCGCUUCGCUCUUCUACACCGUGGUCACCCCGGCCCUCAACCCGCUCAUCUACACCCUCAGGAACAAGGAAGUGAAGGGAGCAGCCAGGAAGCUCCUGGGCAGUGUGGGGAGAGGGCAGGCUGGACGGUGAGUGCGGGGCGGGGGAGGGAAGAAAGGGUGAGCCCCGGGCCCACGGAUGGGAAUGUCCAUUGGGAAGGCAGCGAGCCCUCAGCCUGUCCAUUUCCCUGUGAGAAUCAGCAAGAUGUGUCCUCAGGGAGUCCGAGGUCCUUGGGGAGGCCCCAUUCUCCGCUCCUCCCCCCGCCCCCCAGAAAUGUUCCUCUG
This is a messenger RNA of Lutra lutra (Eurasian river otter), 1139 nucleotides long. Its product is annotated as putative olfactory receptor 2I1. Lineage: Eukaryota; Metazoa; Chordata; Mammalia; Carnivora; Mustelidae. The coding region runs from base 1 to 948 and encodes 315 amino acids. Gene Ontology annotation, molecular function: G protein-coupled receptor activity; olfactory receptor activity. The record is from RefSeq and is a predicted model, not a curated record. Gene Ontology annotation, cellular component: membrane. The transcript has 2 exons. Gene Ontology annotation, biological process: G protein-coupled receptor signaling pathway.